UGUGGAGAGCUGGUCCCUGGCUUGUUGAGUAAAUGUUGAGCAGGCCUGCAGCUGACCUUCUCCACUGGUUCAGUUUUCCUGCACUUCUCCUGUAGCCCCUCAGGAGUUUGUGAGAAAGAAGAGCCUCCAGAGUCAGGACAGGAAGAAGCCAGGGGAGCUUGGCCAUGGAUUUUUCAUCACAAGUGAGCAUUCAGGAGGUGACCUGCCCCAUCUGCCAGGAGCUCUUCACAGAGCCCAUGAGCUUGGACUGUGGCCACAGCUUCUGCACAGCCUGCAUCACUGAAAACAGUGAAUCAGGGAGCCCCAUAGGAUUGGAAUGCUGCUGUCCGGUUUGCCAGAGCAGAUACCAGCCUUGGAAACUCCAGUUAAAUUGGGAGCUGGCGGACACAGUGGAGAAAUUCAGGGAGGUCAAUGGGAGUCCACACCAGCAAAGGAGGAGAGAUCUCUGUGAGCACCAUGGGGAAGAUUACUGUAUCUUCUGUAAGGACGAUGGGAAGCCUAUUUGCAGAUUGUGUGUCCAGGAGCACCAAGGUCACCAAAUGUCUCCCAUGGCAGAGGUGGUCAAGGAGUAUCAGGAGGAGCUCCAAGAAGCUCUGAAGAAGGUGAUGCAGGAACAGCAGGAAGCUGAGCAGUUGGAAGCUGACAUCAAUGAAGAGAGAACUACCUGGAAGAACUGUGUGCAGGCUGAGAGAGAGAGGAUUCUGCAGGGGUUUGAGGAAAUGAGAGGCAUCCUGGACAGAGAGGAGCAGAGGGAGCUGCAAAAGCUCGAGGAAGAUGAAGAGAAUGUGCUGGGCGACUUAACAGUGACUAUAGACCAGGUGGUUCAGCAGAAGCAGUAUGGGAACGAGCUCAACUCAGAGUUCCCACAUCACAGGUGUGAAUCACCUAUAGACAUGCAGCAGGAUGUGAUUGACGUCAUAACAAGGAGCGAGAUCUGGCCCUCGGAGAAGCCAAAAAUUGUUUCCAGGAAACCAAAGAGUACAUUCCGAGUUCCAGAUCUCAGUGGGAUGCUGCAGAAGUUUAAAGAGCUGACAGAAGUCCAAAGCUACUGGGUGGACUUGAUGCUGCAUCCACUCAACGAUCUUUCGAAUGUUGUCAUUUCUGCGGAUCAGAGAGAAGUGACAGCUGGGCAAAAUUCUAUGAUUAGUAAUGUAUAUCCACAUAAUCCAUGUAAUUUUUCUGCUUUUGACGUUGUGGGCAGCCAGAAUUUCUCCUCGGGGAAGUAUUACUGGGAAGUUGAUGUGUCUGGGAAGAUUGCCUGGAUCUUGGGGGUAUACGGUAAAACAAGUAACCUCAAUAAAAAGAAAAGCUCUGGGUUUGUUUUUAACCCAAAUGUAAAUAAUUCAAACACUUACUCCAGGUUCAGGCCUGAGAAUGGCUACUGGGUUAUAGGCUUACAGAAUGAGUCUGAGUACAAUGCCUUUGAGGACUCUCCCACCUCUGAUCCCAAGCUCUUGAUUCUUUCCAUGGCUGUUCCUCCCUGUCGAGUAGGGGUUUUCCUAGACUAUGAAGCAGGCACUGUCUCAUUUUUUAAUGUCACAAACCAUGGGUCGCUCAUCUACAAGUUCUCUAAGUGUCGCUUUUCUCAGGCUGUUUAUCCAUAUUUCAAUCCUUGGAACUGUCCGCGUCCCAUGACUCUGUGCCCGCCGGGCUCCUGAGCCCUCCCCACCCUCCCCCACUCCCGUGUAGCCCCCCUUGUCCUGGGGCCCACCUCCUGCCCCUGAGCCAGCUGCUCCAUUCAGGCCAUCUCUGCCUUGCUGUGUCCCUUCUUCAGAGCUUUUAGUCAUUUUGGGGAUUUGCAGUGUUUCUGAUUUAGGUUAGAAGGGAAGCUUAUUUACUCAUUUACCAUUUUCUGUAUUCUCAGUGAGAGGCAUCUAAUCUCUCCUAAAGACAGAGUAGUAUUGGUAUAACAUCUCUCCCAUCCCAUUUCUCCAUCUUUUUCUCUAUCACUGCUCUUAAAAGGCAUGAAGCUCCUGUCUCCACCAACCAUGAUCUCAGGACAAUCCACAAUCACCCCCCCCCGCACCCCUCACGAAGGGGUAUCUGAGUGUAUGUCUGCGUGUUGCCCCUCAUGCAGCAGCAGGCUGUUCUGAGAGUUGAGGGGAAAAAAACAAAAACAAAAGUAAUAUAUAUACCCAGAAUGAAAAUUUUAUGUUCAGGUUAUUUGAGUUCAGAUCCUGCCUCUUCUCAUAAAAGGUGUGUAACGAUGAAUAAUUUUGUUUCUUCUCAUAAAAUACAAAUCGUAACUUCAAGCUGCACCUAACUCU
This is a messenger RNA of Pteronotus mesoamericanus, 2267 nucleotides long. RefSeq names its product E3 ubiquitin-protein ligase TRIM22-like. Gene Ontology annotation, biological process: positive regulation of autophagy; regulation of protein localization; protein polyubiquitination. Gene Ontology annotation, cellular component: cytoplasm; cytosol; nucleoplasm. Bases 165 to 1658 code for a protein of 497 amino acids. Lineage: Eukaryota; Metazoa; Chordata; Mammalia; Chiroptera; Mormoopidae. The transcript has 8 exons. Gene Ontology annotation, molecular function: ubiquitin protein ligase activity; protein kinase binding; zinc ion binding. The record is from RefSeq and is a predicted model, not a curated record.